AUGGCGCCAAAGAAACUCACUGACUGUCCGGAAAAUCUCCGGGAGUCCAUCGACUGGUUGAUCCAGGUUAGGCAUGGGAAUGGUCCCAAUGGUGAUGGUCUUAAGAGCUUGGCUGAGGCUUUGCAAAAGUUGAUUACAGAGACUAUUACGAAGGCUACUACUAGUCUUGAAAAUAGGAAAAAAGAACUUGAAUGCCCACCAAUAUAUUGGCAACCUGACUCCUAUUGUAAGGACAAGCAGAAGGAAAUUGAGGAUAAGCAGGCUAAAAUUAAGGAAGCUGAACAAUCCCAAGAUGCAUCUCAAAAUGGCCUUUUAUCCUCUGAAAACUCUUAUCUAGAUAAGCUUAAAUCCGACUUAGAGAAUCAUUAUAAUGACGUUCAUUAUCUUACUGAUGAUGCCAGACAAGAAGCGUUGGAUGAUAUUGAUGCCCGCCGUAUCUCUCUUGGUACGCUUGCUGGACAGCUUUCGGGUUUAAUUGGUGGAAGUGGAGAAGUUAAAAAUGCAAUUUUGAAGGGUUUGCACAGUAAUGUAAAUCAGCUUGAAAAGCUUUUAAAAACGUCUUGCGGAGGUGAGGGGUGUAAUUGUGAUAUUAAGAGUUUCAGUGUUGGACCUCUUAAAAAACUUCAAAAGACAUUUAAUGACAUUGAUAAAAUUGAGAGACAAUUUGAUAGCCUUAAAAAUGAAAUUGCUGGAAAAAGUAAGGCGUCCGUAGGGACGCCGUCCGUCAUUGAUCCUGAGAUUGAGAGGCAAAUUGAGGCAGAAAAAAAGAAACUUGACGAGCAAAAUAAGCUUCUUGAAAGGCAAAUUACACAGCUUCAAAAGCAAUUAGAAGAGCCUAAAAACAAAAUUGAGUCUGCGAUUAACAGCCUUAAUGAGAAAAUUAAGAGCAUUAAUAAUGAUAUUGAGGAUCAUAAAAAGGCGGAAAAAAAGAAGCUUGAAUCACAGGGAUAUAAUGAUAUUAAAGAUGCAGAUAUCUCCAUUCCCUCCCAUCUUUCCAAUCCUCUUGAAACUGAGCAGGCUAAAUUGAAGUCUCAUAAGGCUUCGUUGGAUUCGCUUGAAAAUCUUGAUAAGCUUAUUAAAUUUCAUCAGAAUGCUCAAAAUAAAAAAGGUGAAGAAUGUAAAAACAUUUUAACAAAUUUGUGCACAGGCCUCGAGACCUUCCUCGGCUUCAACCCUGCUUCCAAAGGCUACGACGGCACUGGCAUCGUGUACUCGGACCUUGACAGGCUCUGCGACGGGGUGAUGGCGUUUUGGGGUGGAGUGCUUAAAGAUGUUCAUACAAAUAAUAACCUUUCGCCUUAUAAAACCACAUUAGAUGCUGCGGUAAAGGCUCUAGAAACUCAUCGUCAUGAAGGCAAAACAGGUUUGCGUACUGUGAUUGACCGUGUCAAGCAGGGGAUUGGUCAGUGGUUGGAAGCUGUCACGUUGUCUAACAUACAUGUUACUAAGUAUAUAAGAGAGCUCGAGACGAACUUUAUUCCUAAACUUAUUGAAACAAUUGAAAAUAUGAAAAAAAAAUCGUAUGAUGAAGUUGCAACCAAAGGGGAAAAUGAGUUGCUCACUUGGAUCUCCAAUGUCGAGAGGCUUCCAGAGAAGAGUGAAGCGUCUUUAAAAAAGCUCCUCUACGUGGACCACAAGCUCCAAAGUCAAUUAAAUCAGCAUCUAAGCGUAAUCCAUCAGGCGGUAACAGAUUUUGUGGAGUCUGCCGAUUGUGAUCACAAUGGGUUGUUGGCGGUUACUAGGGAUGUGAAAGAGCAGAUUCAAGAUCUUAAAUUAAAAGUUAAUAAGGUUGCUGAAGAGGAGCAAAGUAAGUGCAUUGAUGAGUUGCAGGAGGAGUUUAAUGAGAAUAUUCAACAGCCGAUCGAGAAUGUUAAAGAGAAGCUGGAAUGUGUUCAUCAGCAGUUGGAAAAAUGGAUUCGAGAUGCCGGGAAGUACCUUGGCACAGAGAUUGGAAGGGUGAAGAACGAAGUUUAUAAUAAGUUGGACCAUCACAAACCACGUGAUGGCCCUAGGAGAACAGACAUUGGUCAAGGAAUUGAGCAGAUCGAGAAGGCUAACGUGAAGGUCAAGUACGUUAAUAGUGAGCUGAAGAAACAAAUCGAUAACCUGGAAGCGUGGAAGCAGAAGGCCCAGGGAGCCGCUAGUGCCGCGUUAUCGAAAUGUGGUGAGAUACUGGGGAAAGUUAGAGAAGAAGAUCCCAUUAAGCCUAAAACGGAUAUUGGUAAAGCCGCAAAAAAGUUGCAAGAUGAUGCGUUCCACUUAUAUCAGCAAAUGAAGCAGGCGUAUGAUUUUAUUCACCCAAAGGUCGGAGAGGCUUUAGGGGCGAUUGACACAGAGGUGAAAACGGCAGUUAAGAAAGAUUUAGCAGCGCUUCGAGAUGCAAUUAAAGUGACUGUAGAAGCGUAUUUUACUGAGUUGGAGGAGGUGAAUUUCGGUAAGGCUGCAGCUGUUAAAUACACGAACACAUCGUUUCUUAAUCUCAAAGGUGAAAGUUUUAAAAAGUGGCUCCAAGAGGUAGGCAAUCAAGGGCUACAGCCUGAGCUUAAGAAUCAGUACGACCACGUCAUUAAUACGCAAGUGGAGGCGCUUAAGUCCGUGUUGUACGUGCUAGAAGCUUGUAAAAAAAAGUUGACUGGUACUUCUGCAUUCGCCGCCAUGGGAGGAGAUGCUGUCGCGAAAAUUGAGGAAGCACACGGUAAAGAUCAUAGUGUAACAAUAAAUACCGGUGAUUCAACGCAGAAUUAUGACAGCGCUACGGGGAAAGAAAAGGUCACUGCGCCUUUGCGGAGCAUACAGGGUGGUGAAGGCCUUCAAAAGCUUAAUAAUAUCCAGGACAGCGAAAAUCAGACAAUUAUAGACAACCAAACCUUCACUUUACAAUUCAAAAAUGUUACAAGCCAGCUCAAAGACCUAUCCGAACUUGUCACAAACCCGUUGCAGCCCGAACAAAAGCCAGAUGGCGUCAAGGACUACUUGGCAGAUUUGCGAGAGAUGAUUAAGCGUGACGCAGAAUAUAAACUUCAAUCAUAUUUAAAAGGCUCUGUACAUGGACUCGCCAAAAUCCAUGCUGAUCUUAACGGGAAACUAUCUACCUUAUCCGGGCAACCCAACGCAAUUGACAGUGGCAUCCAUAAAAUUACGUCGGUGCUUGACAGUAUUAGAACGGUGUUGAAAAAGGAACUCAACGGUGCAGAUGGCGUCAUUGACAAAUUGACGGAGUUGCAGAGCAUGGGCGUCUUCAACGUGGAGGAUUGGAACGGUACUAUGAGUCUAAAGAAAAUAUCGAAUAUGAUCAACAAUAUCAUAUAUGGUACUGGUGAGGGCGAAGACAAAACAAACCUUGAAGCCAUAAUAGAAGCCUUUCAGAAGUUCAAUACUUCAAUAAACGAGAAAGUAAAACAAUGCAUCUCCGCCAUCACCUCCGAACUCAAAAACCAAGUCGACUUGAAGAUCAAAACGCUCCAAAACUCCGCCCUCUCCCAGUUCGCCCAGUCCAAGGCCCACGCGCUCCAGAAGCUGAAGGAGCUGGUGGAGAAGAAAAAUGAGACAAUUAAAAGGAUCAUCGAAACGGAUUCAAACACCGGGAUGAAGGGGAUGAUGAAGCUUAUGAACGGAGAAAACGUUCCCGGUGUUACAAGUUCUCAAGACAAAUUCACCCCAUUUGUAAAAUUUGUGCAGCGUGAUCUCAAUCAGUCGCCCAUGAAAGGUGACGAGCAUCGUCAGAAAUGCUCGGAGCUAUCAGAGAAAUUCAAAGAUUAUUUACUACAAAUAUUGCCGUAUAUUAUUACGCAAGUGGACUUGACGCCAGAUGAAAAGAAGGCUGCGACUGUGGCCCAAACUCCGCAGACUUCUGACCAUACCAAGGAAGUAGGCAAAAUUCAACAACAACUUAACACUUUACUUGAUUACUUUAAUAAUACUAGUACCACCCAAAACACCAGAAAAUACAUCUACGAUAAUAAGUUCAAGAAAAAACGUAAUGAUCUCAUUUCCUCCCUCGCUUCUCUAUCCCCCCAGCAAUUCGCAACCCCGCGGCACCCAGAGUUGCUCGACGCAGUCAGAGCAGGGCUGACGAAAUUCGCCGACGAGUUAGGGAUGGCGUAUGUUAGUAGGUAUGAUGGGGGUGAACCUGUCGAAAACUGGGAGGACAAUUCAUCCUCCGACAAGUUAACCACCGAGGGCCGCAACUGCGCCAAGGUCUGCCUGACCAUACUGGAGGGGCUGAGAAAAGAUCUGUUUGAUUUGCAAAAUGAAUGUAAGAAUGGAAGUUUGCAGAUUAAUACGCAUCAGAAUAAAUCACUUGGUAGCUUCUUCCAUAAACGUGGUUACACGGUCAAUUCCGAAAAUGGCAAGCAGACCGGUGAGCUACAGGACAAGAAGGAGAUGGAAGGAAGUAAAAUUAAGACUACGUUACUUGAGAUGAAAAUUGAAAACGCCGACAAUGUUGAAUCACUUAAACAAUGGAAAGCGGAGAAGAAACAAGGUGGUGACAUCUCUCUCCUCAACCUUGUUGACUUCCUUCGUGACUUUUCUCGAAGGUGUUACCGCGUCGGUCACUACUACAUUCCUGCCUCACCUAAAUCACCGUCCAACAUAUAUAACAUGUUGUGCUGGCUUGCCGGACUGAAGUACAAUCACAUGUACGACGGUGUUAAAGGCCAGUUCACAAAAAUGCUUGAUGGGCUAAAGGAAGAGUAUAAAUUGGACACGGCAGAGUUCCCUGUUGCCGUACCAGACGAAAGGAAACACCCAACGGAUGGAACUCUCACAUAUGGUAACUUGUCACUCUCACUCGACCAGGUGUGUUUAUACUCACGCACUGUUCUCAUUACCUUCCUAGGCCACGGGCACGCUGACGGUGUAUAUGCCUGUGACUUUAGCACAAAUGCAUAUAACUUGUUAUAUCCUAGUAGCCCAGCUUCAUGUCUUGACAUACUUGCAGACGUAUUGUGUAGGGUAUAUGAACAACUUUAUUUCCUAUCCAUUCAGUGUAAAAAUGGACCUACUCUUGGCGGCUGGGCCGACUGCUGGUACGGCCAGGGAGUGGGUGGAUCAGCGUGGCUGUGCAAUGAUAGGCAAUGCCCUAACCAACAAGGUGACCAAGCGGCUACCCAAAACAGUAACCAAAAGCAUAACCAAACAUGUAACCAAAAGUGUGACCAACGUGUUAUGUGCGGACUAAAAUCCCCUUUGCAGUCUUUCUUAGAAGAUGGACUGCAGGGUUUCCUGCCACAUCAGUUUAAAUCUCCAGGCUGCAAACUGGAAUGUACUCUGUCUAACCACAGAGGUCUUCCAUGUAAAACGCCAAUGGGCUUUAGCGAUAUAGGUACCGUUGCUUCCCAUACUAAGAGAGCAUCGCAUCUCAAGGACGCCCUUUCGUAUUUCUGCGGCUCAGGUUCAAACCUCAAUAAGUUGUGUUCUUAUUUCAAAUGCCUGCUUCGCGUAGCACCGCAGACGCUUGGUGACAUGUUUGCAUUCUACUAUCAGUUGCUUCAUAAAUGGGACGACAAUUCUAUUAAGCAGCACAAGAAGGAGGCAUUUGACAAUGCUGUUAAGAGAGCCAUUUUCGGUCAGACGUAUUCUAAAUUGAAUCCGACGAUUUUGUUCGACCCCGCUGUACAUGCGAAACAUGGAAAAUCAAAUCAUACCUUAGCAGACUUUUUCAGUCUUACGGAUUGUAAUCCUAAAUCAGGAUCCGGUCUACCAUGCGGCCGUUACUUGCAUCCACUCACUCUUGAUAUUUAUGACAUACAUUCUAAAUAUAAUGGCAGCCGAUAUCUCUCAUGGGUUGUAUACAGUACUGAGACGUUCUAUGAUUUACUUAAGAAAUUGUAUGACGAGUGUUGCAAUAAGUGCGGUGCGUCUGGUACCAAGUGCCAUGACAAGAGCUGUUCUAAGGAAUGCAAAGUGAAUUACAAUGAUCAGAAUGGAAAUGCUAAAAAUCCAUCAACUAACGACAAGCAUACCUCAGGCUGCCACACCAUUGUUAAAUGCCCGGAUAUGCAUCCGACGCUGUAUCAGCAUGGUUUCACCUUUGGCAGUCCAUCCGGACUGAGUGAAGAGAAGGACAUCAGGAAGAGACGUACAUGUGGAGAUUUCUGCCAAGCACUGAAAAGAGUAAUUGGCGAAAAAUGCGUCGUUGUUAGGCUUCUCCAACAGAUUGACGAUUACAUAUGGGCCAUAAGAGAGAAAUUCUCCUACCUCCUCCUCACCCUCUGGUCCCUCUCCUUGCUCUACCUGCUGCACAUCGCCGUCGUCCGCCUCGACGUACCCCGCAUCCGCUCCCACCUGAGAUCGCCAGCAUCGCACCGCAUUGCUGCCCAGUCACUACUCGCAGCGGCGCGCGUGAAGCACGGUGGCGGGAUCCCAAGGCUGUCUGACGCUCUCGGUAAGUUGUUCGACAAUGUUGUUCAGGGCGCUGAAACGUCUUCGUCGUCUCUCCCCGAAUCAGAUGAGCCGGCCGCCAGAGAUGUUAUCACCAAGCUUCAAGGGUUUCGGAGCUCUCUUCCGAAAAACCCUGAGAAUAGUAAUGAAAACAUUUUACAUAAUCUCUGUUCCGCCGUUGAGAGCUUUUUAGGUUAUCGGUCUCCUGGAACCUACGACGGUUCCGGGAUUGUAUACGGUGACGCCUCCCGUUUGUGCGAUGCCGUCGUGGCGUUUUUGUAUAGAGUGUUAAGUGAUGUGCGUGAUAAUCAGCCGUAUGCGGUUGGUAGAGCUUUGUUAGGUGGCCUAGUUGGUGACCUUGAAAAAGCCAGGUGGAGUGGGCACCAAGGCUUCAAGACUGUCGUCCCCAAGGUGGCCAGUGGCCUCGGGGACUAUAACGAGGCUGUCAAGGCCUCGAAUGACAGAGUGAAGGCGCCGAUUAACGAGCUGCUGAAAUACGUUAAGGAAGGUGGUGAGUUGCUUAGACGUGUUAAUGAUUUGCAGGUUGGAGAUGUUACUGAGGAAGAAGUUAAGAAGGCCGAGAGGCUGGUGGAGGAAUGUCACGAGAAUGUGAAACAGUUUCGCAAUAAAAUGGGCAAAGCCCCAAACAACAUUAAUGACCUAAAUAAUGGCUUGAGAAUUAAAAUUGAUAACGCGCGUAAAAACAUUGGGCAUGAAAAUUUGAGGCUUAAGCAGUGGUCCAAGAAGCAACUUGAAAACUACAAGGCUAUGAUCAAAUUGAUCAAGCAAGCCUUCCAGAAGCUCAGAGCGAGCGUGCAUUCACAUAUCGAAAGAGAGGUCAUUUACCUAGUCCAGCAGUUAAGAAACCUCGUCCGUUCGAUGUUGAGGGAGCUCAAAAAAAUUAAUGCGUUGCUGGAGGACUAUGUCGCCGACUUGGAAACGUGGAUUAAGGAGAGUCAGGAAUUUAUCGACAAAGUGUUGGAGAAAUCCGAUGAGAUUGUAAAGGAAUUUGAUGAUAUCGACACUGAGAAAUAUCCACACAAGAAGAACCUUGACGAGUCGAUUCGGAAAGUAGAAAGAGAAUUGGAACAGAAAGUUGCUGACUUGGGAACAUGGAAAAACGCGGCGAAGAAAGUGCUUGACAGUGCAAUUUUGCAUACUAAUAACGUGCGUGGGAGUUUGGAUCAUAAAAUGCAAGAUGACGGCAAGUUUACAACAAUUGGUACAGGAGUUAAUAAAAUUAAUGAAGCUAGAGAUGCAGUUAGGCAAGUUGAUACUGAGCUACAAAGUAUUCACGGCGAUAUAGAUAAGUGGAGAGAUGCAGCACAGAGUGCCCUUGGCACAGCGGUUAGUAAGGCUCAGACAGUGCAUGGGAGGUUGGACCCUGUAUCAUCGGACCCUAUUGGAAAGAAGAUUAUUGCAAUUACCGAAACCAACAAAGGAAUUCAAAGUGCAAACGAGAGCCUUAAAAACGAAGUUAAUAGGUUAGAAAAGUGGAUUGAGAGCGCGGCAGAGAUCCGUGACAAGGCCCAGAUAAAAGCAGAGGAGGCUUAUAAAAAAUUAGAGUAUAAGGAGAAACUUGCAGAAAAUAUUAGGAACAUUGAGAAUGCUAAUAAGGAAAUUAAAGAAGUUCAUAGUAAGCUGAGUGAUGUUGACAGCCAAUUGACCGAGUGGCAUACUCAGGCUGGGAGUGUGCUUGGAGAGGCUAUUAAGCAGGCGCAGGAAGUGUAUACCAAGUUGGAUCCUGUUAAAAAUGAUGACGCUGCAAACAAUCCCGUUGGCCAUCAGAUUCAUCUAAUAAGCACAAAUAACUCUGCUAUUAGCAAUGCAAAUACACAACUUAAAAAUCAUCUCUCCAGUCUGCAGCAGUGGUACACCGCCGCCGAGGCGGUGAUCAAGAAGGCUAGCGAGAAGUGUGAUGAGAUACUUAAGAGGGUGGAUAAGGAUGACACUGACUAUCAUACAAACGGUAUAAUUAAACAGCAAGCUGAAUUGUUGCAAAAUAAAGCCACGGAGCUUUUGACCGCUUACAGCAAGGCGUAUGGAGAAGUUAAUGGUCUGGUAGGUAAAGUUCAAGGAGCCAUUUCACAGUUGGAAGAGGGCAUGAAAGAGGAUUUGCAGACUAUCAGAGAUAGGAUUGUUAGACAAAUGAAGACGCAUGUUGGGGGGAUGCUUGGCGAAAUUAAAACGCAAGUGCAGGUGAUUAAGGGGAAGGAUGGGAGUGAUUGGAGUGGUGGAACUCCAAGUGGUCUUUUGGGAAUUGUCACUGGAGUGCAUAAUUAUGCCACUGCUUUUCGCAACAAUAAUUUUGCAGAAAUUGCGAAGGGCUGGUUGGAGGCCACUGUAUUAAAACACAACGGCACCGUGCGGAGGAUACUCGGUUGGAAGGAAAAUGAGGAUAUGACGGGUAACAUCGGUGCUUUCGGCAUUGGAAUGAAAACGAGACUCAGCGAUGAUGUUAAUAGUGUAGCCAAAGAGGCGUUCAAAAAUGUUGAUGUCGUCAGCGGAGGCGUUACUGAAAGUAUUCAAGCUGUCCAAAGGCUUUGCGAAGAAAUUGCCACGGCGCUGGAUAAAGAGCUUUAUACUGCCGGACGAAAAACAGUCGACUAUGUUAAGAAUGACGCGCUGACUAAGGGAUCCCUCGUCUCUGGUAUUAAAAACUGCGUCUGCGAUUGCGGACAAUGCGACAAAAAAGAAUGUGGCAAAAAAGCCGCCGCGGAAUUGAUAAUGUGCGCGCUGACAUCUACAGUGAGACAGGUCGGCAACGAGCUUUAUUCUGUAUUUCUCUACGGCGACAGGAUUCACAAGGACAGCGGCAAAUGCAUCGCAAGCGAACUGGACAAAGCCGUGCAAGCAACCAAGACGCUGCACGAUCAGCUCGGCGUGGCGGAAGACGCUACUAGAAACCAACCUACCGGCACAUCUGUCUCUUACCCAGGCAAUGAAAUUUUGGAGAAAGUUACGCAGAUUGCGACGGUGGUUAAAAAGGAAAUGAAGAAUGAGAAUGGUGAUAUAAACGUUGCAACAACGAUGCCAACUUAUGAGCAGAAGAAAAAUGGAAAGGGGGCGGGCAAAAAUCUUUAUCACAAUUUGAUCACCAAAGAUGUUAAAGAGACCAUGAAUCCUUUCAUGGACCACGCUAAACUCAGCAACCCAAGUGAAGUCCCCACUGAAAGACAAGAAGUCGAAGCCCAUGUAACCAAAAUCACCGAAGAACUCCAAGCUAUCGCCGGUAUGGUUGACAGCAGCAAGAAGCCGCCGUCAGGCGGUGACACAAAGGACGGCGUCAAGCAGCGGUUGGACAAUUUGGGGAGUAUGCUCAAGAAGGAAGAUAUUCAACUCAAAGGCAAGGGAAUAAUUCCCGAAACUGUCAAAGGCCUUGAGAAAAUCCAUGAAACAAUUCAAAAUCUGAAAACACAGCAGUAUGAACAAAAAUCUAAUGAAAUCGGAGAAGCCGUCACCCAAAUUAAGGCGCAGCUUGAAGAGAUCAGGAAGCAGUUGAAGAAGGAGCCAAGCAGUGGGCCAGGCAACGGCGUAAUUGACGAGCUGAGUGAGAUGCUAAGUAAAGGGCUUGGCAAUGAGAAAAGUAAUUGGCAAACCAAAAGUGCCGAUAAAUUCGAUGGUCUCGGGAGCAUUACGAAGGAGCUUCAGGAGCAGAAUGAGAAGCUAAAUGGUCAAAAUGACAUAAUCGCCAAAGCCAUAAGAAAAAUUCAGUUAGAACUCAAAUAUCUUGGAAUCAGACUGGAUAAAUCGUUCCACGAUGACGACGUACUGUACUUCUUGGAACAAUUACAGAAGCAAAUUGGUAGAGGUUACAGAGGUGGUGAAAAUCUCCAGAAAAUUAAAAAUGAGGUCAAAAAGUUGCAAUCCGUUGAGUUUACGGACAAACCCAUUGCCAUCGAUGGAGCCAACGAAGCAAUAAAAGAAGAACUUGUAAAGCUUCGAGGUGUGUUGAAAGAUGACAACGGCGGUGAGGAUGUCAUUACAACACUGAAGGAUUUGAUGACCACGGGGCUUGGCAAAGAUGCAAAUUGGAAGAACUUUAAUGGUCAAAGUAUAAAGGGCCUUGAAAACAUCCAAGAUACCCUUCAUGGUCAACAUAAUGAGUUGACCAAGCAACCUGAAAAAAUCGGCGGUGGCACCGACCAGAUCACCCAGGAGCUUACAAGGCUUCAGCAGCAGUUGGAUGACGCCACUAAAAAGCUGGAUGCCUUGCAAAAACAUGGCCUUGAAAAUGGUGAUGACGCAUGGACAUCUGACGAUAAAAAAUCCACAGGCAUCACUAAAAUCACGACAGAGAUCAAGACCAUUAAAACGAAGGACGUUGCAGAUGUAAGUGCCAACGUAAGAGCCCUGUGCGCGGCAAUAAGGCGCGACUGCAGGGAGCUGAAAGACUUCUUGAAGCAUCUGAAAGAAAAUCUGAUCGGCGAGCAACUCAAAAAUAUAAAAGACCAAAUUGAGAGCCUGCGCACCAAGCAGUUGGCGGGCGUCAUCAGGGACGCCAGGGAGUUUGAACGCUUCGCCGAACAAACAUGCCGGGAAACCAUUGAGCAACUGAAAGCAUACGUCGACCAGGAACUCAAGAAGGCUGAAGACAAACUGCUCGCUGAGGCCCGCCGGCAGUACGUAUCCACUGUCAAGGAGAUGCUGAAGAGCUUCGCCGCUAAGGUGGAGACGGAGCUGGAGGAGUUGCCUAAGGAGGUCGAUGAUGAUCUGAAAAAAGGCUUUAAAGGUUUGAUGAGGCAGAUGGAAGAUGGAACAACUGAUGAUAUAAGCACCGCAAAAGGGGAGAACAUCAAUAAGCUCAAGAAUGUAAGGGAUCCAAAAGACGUGGCAGCAGUUUCAUCCGCCUUCAUGAAAUUCUUCGGGCCGCUGAAGGAUUACCUGAGGGAUGAGAUUACAAGGGUGCACGAUGAGGAAAGCAAUAAGAAGCAUCCGUCACUACCGCCGUCAGCGGAGCCCUACGCCGAGAAGCUCUAUGAAGUCAACGCCACACUUAAUACGGUGCUCAUAGAAAUCCAGAACGCACAUGGCUACGACCACAGACUACCCGAAAUGCUCAACUACCUGAUCAAGACGCUGGGUGAAAUGAAGCCCGAAGCCUUCGGUAAGAUCACAACUCCGCUGCUGGACACUGUCGGCCGUGGCCUCCGUGACUUCUCCGCAGAGUUCGGCGAUGCCUACGUCUCCACUUACUCGGGCGCAGAGUACCGGGAGGCGGACGCUGACAAGUACGCCAAGGUGUUGCUGAGCUUUAUCCCGAUGACGCACGAGGCGCUUAGCAACCUGGCAGACAAAUGCGGCGGCAACUGGCGAGGCAACAAAAUAAGCAAGCUCACCAGCGACGACAGGGACAACGGCCUGGGCAACUACCUCACCAAAUGCGGCUUCAAGGUGUCACCCACCGACGGACUCCAGGAGGGCGAAUUGCAAAAUCACGGCGACAUGAUCGGUGAGCAAAUUCAUGCAUUGCUUAAAUCAACAGUGGCCGACGUGGCCGUCAAAAUGCUGAUCGAAGGCAAACCGUCAGAAACUGGAAUUAAUGUCGUUGACUUAGUUGCACUUUUUCAUAAUAUGUUAUGUCGCUACCUCCAGGUGUGCCACCUUAAGGUACACGAAUCGCCCAGAUGCCCCUGCACAGUCAGGGACAUGCUGUCGUGGCUCACCGGCCUGCAGUACACUCUAGUGGCAGACAAACUAACUGACCACUGCAGAGCGUUGCUCAACCGCAAAUGCGACGAUAACGAUGCCCCCAACAGGGACGACGCAGUCAUGGCACAGUGCAUCAACGGCCUGCCGUUCACUAUCGCAUCAGCGUGUUCAUACGCCAACUCGCUGCUAAUCGCAAUACAGGGCCACGGCCGCGGCUUCGACUUGGCCGCCUACCCCUACUCCGUCGACUUCGCCAACAACCGCGCGCAGCUGUACUACCCGGCCGACCCCGCCGAUCUCUUGGAUAUGCUGAGGCAGAUAGUAUGCCGCCUGUACCCCGCGCUCUAUUUCCUCUACGCCCAGUGCUGCCGUGACGCCGCCAAAACCAAAGGCUGGCGAGAGUGCCGUUACGGCCGGCAGGUGCCGUCCUCCCACUGGCAGUGUAACACGCUCGGCAUGCAGGCCACCGACGCAAGUCACAACUGCCCGCCCACCUCGCCGCUGCAGUCCUUCCUCUCAGACAGCUGCCCCAGCCUCCUGCCGCAUAAGCUUACCGCUGCUGACAAUGUCAUCGAAUGCACCAACUGCCCUGCCAACCUGCCGGGCCAACAGUGCCUCAUCCCGCUCGGCUUCUGGGACCUUGCACUCGCUGCCUCCAUGAAACGCACCGGCAAGGAUCUUGCCAAGUCACUCGGCCGUCUCUGCAGUGACGCCGACGCCUGCCUCUUCCAACUCUGCCGAACACUGUCCUUGCUGUGCCCCGCAGCACCGCAGUCACUCGGCGACGUGUUUGCGCUGUUCAGUCAAAUGCUCAGAAUGUGGAACCAUGAAUCAUCUCGGCGGGCUUACUCUCACCAUGAGAGUUACCUAACGCACCUGAACGGCGAAGCUAUCGACAAGCUGUUCCCUCUGUGGACACAGCUCCACGGCAGUUACCGAAAUGCGGAUCUCACCGACGCCCUCCAGGCACUCGCCGGCCAUGAGCAUGAGAACUCAGGGCACGAUGCCCUCUCCAGUCUCUCCGCCGAGCCGCCUUGUCAACCACCCAGUGGAUGCGCCCCCUUCCUCCAGCCGCUGUCGCUGCACGCCAACCACACCUUCCCGCAGAAGCACGCACAGCUGUAUGUCUCGUGGAUAGUGUGGCUGGCAUGGCGGUUAUGGGAUCUGCUGCAGUCCCUACUCGAAGUCUUGAACAACGUCGACUGCACGGCCCACGGCUGCGUCACGUGCCUGUGUCCUCCCGGCAAGCACGGCAACAAGGACGCCUGCCAGUGUGGAUCACUCGUCGAAUGUGGCGGAUCCCUGCCGGCGCUAUAUCGCUACGGAUUCACAUGUCGCAACGCCCAUGCCUUGGUCGCCGGCAGCCAGAAGAUGUGCUGCAGUGACCUCAACGCACAACUCAACAAGACACUCCACUCCGACCACUUCACUCAACUGUUCCUCCAAAUCGACGAACUCCUGUGGCAUCUCCGCAUGCCAUUUCUCUUCACCAUCGUCACACUCUGGCUCACCGCCACGCUCUACAUCGCCCACACGACGCUAUACCGCCUGGAUGUCUUGCGCAUACGAUCUCACUUAAUGCGCACCAAGGCGUCCCACCUCAUCGAAGUCAAGGUCUUACUCACUAAAGGCCGGAGGAUGCUCUCACUAUACAGCGACGUCGACUACUUCGACGACGCACCUGUUGACUAA
This is a messenger RNA of Babesia ovata, 13728 nucleotides long. Its product is annotated as Extracellular matrix-binding ebh. Bases 1 to 13728 code for a protein of 4575 amino acids. Lineage: Eukaryota; Apicomplexa; Aconoidasida; Piroplasmida; Babesiidae. The transcript has 2 exons. The record is from RefSeq and is a predicted model, not a curated record.